GAAUCAAAUUGCUUCCAUUUAAACUGACUGUGCUACUUGCUCUCCGUGUCACAGGAUGAGAAUUUAAAAAAUAAAAACAAAAAAUAGCAACUACCCAAUAUGUUUACUGUGAGGAUUAACAGGUUAGCAGGGCCUGGCACGUAGUAAGUAUUUAUAACCUUUAUUAUUGGUGUCAUUAUUACUAAUCCUCCUCUUGUUUUGUCCAUAGCAUCUCCAUUCUCCAGGUUCUUUAAGCCAAAAAGCCUGCAGCGGCCUUCACCUCGGGGAAGGACAGUCGCUGCCCCAUAUCUUGGAGUUUGCCUUCAGAAUAUCUGUUCCUCUUACCAUGACUGGGCUCAGGUCUUCCUGCUCCCAGUUCCCACCUGACACCAGGCUCAGUCAGAACUUCCAGUACACCGUCACUCUCCUCCACCGUGAUUCUCUAUGACGUCUUCCCACCCCAGCCACUACUUGCUGCUUUGUUUUGUAUACACAUUUCUGUGCAGUUUCUCUCCUGCUAUCCUUACAUGCCAUUACACACCUCUUUUGUCUUCAGUGGACUGUAAGCUCCUUGAAGAUGGAGACCAGUCUUACUCCUCCUGUACUCUUGGCACCCAGCGAAAAGCCUCAAGUCAGGCAGGUGUUGUCAGGAAAUAUUCGGUGUUACUAUUUUCCUGUUCCUACCCUGUCACCUGUCGGGAUAACUGCUAACAGUCUCCUCCCCCGGCCUCCCCCGCUCUAUUCUCCACUGGCUCCAUCCUCACUCGGUUGUUCUUCCUUAAAGCAUUGCAUUGCUCAAACCCCAGGACGACGGCCUGUUGACUACCACGCUUUCUGUUUUGUUUAUGUUUAUCUGCUUGGUUUUCAAGGCUCCCACCAAUAUGGCCCCUUCCCAAAUAUCCACACACACCCUGAUUUUCCCCAUGAAACCCAUUCCCACCCCAAAAAGAGAGAGUCUUGCAAACGCAUCCUUUUCUGUUAGCUCUUGCUUCCUACCUAAGUUGGAACAGUCCCCUGUGGAAAUCCUACCUGUCUUAUUUAGGAAUCCUCCUCUCACCGCCAGAGACUUCCAUGGCUUUUCUUGGAUUUUUAACUUUGUGAGCAAAGACCUCAGCCUUUAGGUAUGUAGUCCUAGGUUACAGUCAUUCCGACUAUUACGUUACGCUCUGUGAGAGCCGUCAUCGGGUAAGAUGCUUUUGGCGGUAAGGAAGGAAAAAGGUCCAAUCCAGAUGGGUACCCUCAGUAAAAGCUCACGUAACUGAAGCUUCUCCUAAGGCUGCCCUAAGGCCUGGCUCGGCAGUCACCAGCCACCUGUGUACUUUAGGUCUCUCCCUUGUCUUCCUCUGGGAAGUUUCGGUGCCCCAGAACCACACACUUCCUUAUUACUUCUAGCAGGAAAAAGGGUCUAGAACCCACGGUGUCCCCAGCAAAAGUCUGGAGCGCCCCGGAAACUGCGCCUCGCCAGUCCCUGCAGCCUGGAGGUCGGGAUGUGCUGAUGGACACGUUCCACCUGUGGAACUGCAGUACGUUCAGCCUCUCAUAGCCACACGGACCCUCUAACAGAGACAGGAACUGGUGGUACAGGGGAAUAGUAACGUGGGAGAGACACCCACGAAUGUCCCUAGAUGCUGUUUUGGUGUUUUCCACUUAACACUGCCGGGCACACAACCGGGUGCCCAAGGACUGACUGUCGGGUAUCUCAAAAUACCAGCCUCUCCUGUGGGUGUUCCUGAGAGCGGAAGCUAGAAUUCUGUUCCCCUGGUCCCCGCUGUCCUCUCCCACCACCCCGAGUGGUCACCUCGCCUCUGCUUCUCACAGAGUCCUGUCUGCUACAGACAGACGUGCCCACACCUUCGUUACGUUGUUUUAAACUGCGAACAAGUUCUAUGUGAGAGUUCCUAGUCCAGCCAGUGGCUCCCCUACCCAGCCUCCUGCUGUCUCAGGGUGGAGCCAGAUCAAGAGUCCUGAGUCUGAGAGUCAGCCCCCACCCUCACAAGGUCCCCUGGGGCCCUUGAGGGCUUCCCACUAUGGCUGGCUCUUCUGGGCACUGGGCAAGUCUCAGCUUUUGUGAACUGAAGCUACAAUAUCCUCCUCACCCCCUCUUCAAAGAGAAAUAUGGAGCGUAACACCCCCGCCCCUUCUCCCCCCACCUGCCUUCCCAGGCCCUCGGUCACCCCUCUGCACAUGCCCAGUACACUCAGCCCACAGUGUUCCCCUGGCUCACACCCAUGGCAACCUGCUUGGCAACCCGGAGUCAGUUGGGCUGAGGCCCGAGUCCAACUGUCAAAAGGGGCCAAGGCUGAGGUGGAGGAGGCCGGGCUGUGGGUAAGGCUUCCUGUGGGUUCAGGCCUGCGGGCCGGAGCAGGGCAGACCCUCACGGGCUCCGCUGGGCAGGGGCAGCGCGCUCACGGGCCCGAGUCACAGCUGCUGCCGCUGAGCAGGCAGGGCGGCCACAGCCUGGGAUCUCAGCGGGCCUGGGGCUGAGCUGGUCCUCCAGGUGACCGGGUCGGGAGGGGAGGCUGGCUUGCGCCGGGGGUCCGUUUGUCAUCGGGGUUAGGAUUUGUGAAGCGAAGUAUGGCCUUCCCCUCAGAGGUCCCUACACUUUGGGAGGAGGGGAGGAAAACGAACAUAGGCAUUGAGCUAGGUAUAUGCCAGGUGCUUUCCAUGUACCAUCCCCUGAGCGGUAACAGGCGCACAGCUGAGGCGAUCACACAGGCUGAGAAGGGUUUAAAGCUGUCUUCUCCACAAUCCCAGCUCUCGCUCUCUCCUGAACUGAGGUUCCCAGGACACCCUGCGCGUCUGUGGGAGCGAGUGGGUCCGCAGAGCGGCUGCUGGCCCCUGGCCACUCACCGUGUCCUCUGCUGGGCUGUGGGCUGCGACUCGGACAACGAAGUGCUCGUUCCAGGUGGUGCCUCCGAAGAGAAGGCCAUGGAACCCUCCGGAGCGCCUGGGGGGCCUCUGCCCAAGUACUGCAGCGUGGCCACCGCCCUGGAGGCCCCCGCCUGGGCCGGCGCUGCUCCUUCCUGGAACCUGGCCUUCAGCUGCCCCUUGGCCCUCCAAGCUCCCUGGCUCGCCUGGCACAGCCCUCUCACCAGAUGUGCAUCCUAUCAACCACGUCUCCCCAUGGCUGACCCAGCCCUGCAGGGGCCCGGCAGGCUGGGGAGAGUUGGAGACGCUGCUGGCACGUGGGUGCUGGCAAGACGGGGACCCGAUGGCCUUUAUCACCGGGCUCAGAUAAAGCCUGCUCCGGAGCUGGAGAGGCAGGGCGCUCUGCUUGUGGAAUUCGAGGCUCCCCUGGUCACAGGCCCACAGCUGCCAGCCCCGCGGCAGAGCGUGGUCUUAGGAGAGGAUGUCGUCCGGUUCUCGCCGCCCGAGGGAUCCUCCCUGCAGCCCGGGGACACGGUGCUGGCGCCCUGGGAGCCGGACGGACAGUGGUAUGGCCCUGCCACUGUUUCGGGCUUGGAGGCGAGAGGCCCCCAGAGAGCAUCUGAAGAAGAAAUCACUGUCCACUUCUGGGAUGGCAGGACCGCCACAGUGCCCCGGGGCGGGGUGUGGGGGGUGGCCCCUGCGGUCUGGAAGAAGGCCGUGGAGCGGCUGCAUGGGCCUUUCACCAGCAGGCCCCCCGCCACCCUCCUCUGGGCCCCUUGCUGCUCUCUGCUGGGGCCGGGCGCUGGAUAUGUCACCCACGGGCUUCCCCUGGGCACCCCGUUCCUGUGCCCUCCCUGCCACCCCCGCGCCUGCUGCCAGCUGCUGUGCCAGGGCUGCCCCGGCUGCUGCUCUUUGGCUGGACCCACCUGGUGGCCUCUCAGCAGGACCUUGGGGGCCUCGGCCAGAGAACACCCAGAGGCGGAGCUAAAGCCUCUGCCCCUAGAGGCUCCCAAAAAGGAGAAAGUGGCUGUACUGGCUCCCAUGGCUGUUUCUUCCUCCUCCUCCUCCUCCGCCUCCGCCGCCUCCUCCGCCUCCUCCUCCUCCGAAGGGGAUUUAAAGAAAGAUCUGGAGACAGGCCUCCCUCAGAGGCUGGUGGUGGACAGCACAGUCACCUCCGACCCCGUCCCUCCCGAGAAGACGCGGAGGAGGCAGGCGGGCCUGGGCCAGCCUGAGUGGCGGUACUGGAAGAGGAACGGGCCGGAGCCGCUUCCCGGGAAGCCAGGCAAAAGAUGCUGCAGCUUCCAGAAAGAAGAGAAGGGCCACAAGCAGCAGAGAGGACAAAUGGCAGAAGGGGGACACACCAAGGAGCCGGUCCUGGAAGUAACCAACGCAAAGCCUCUACAGACCCUGCCAGACAAAGCGGAGCACGGGAAACUGAGUCAGGGGACCCCUGUGACACGUCAGAGACACCGGAAUGCCUUAGACUAAACACCCUGAGGAUCUAGGUAAAGCAAAGCAGAGUGAAUACCUGAGGAAGAAUUACAAAGUGGCUGGCAAAGCCUUCAGUGGUAGAGUCAGGACACAAAUGACAGUCGCAUAAGCAGCAGCAUCUUCACCCCUUUUAAGACUUCCCUGCAGACGGGCGCAGGAAGGCACGGCCUGGCCAGGUCUCCCGCCUGGCGAGAUGAGCGUGAGGAUGCUGCUCCACAGAAGUCACAGGCCGUGGUCAGCCUGCUUUGGGCAGGUGUAUCCACAGCCUCUCUGCCACCUUUUCUUAUAAACCCACAAUUGUACAUGAAUGACAUUUUGUUGCUCUUAAUAUCAAUAAAAAGGAAUUCUCUUUA
Pipistrellus kuhlii (Kuhl's pipistrelle) is the source of this 4691-nucleotide messenger RNA. RefSeq names its product chromosome unknown C11orf16 homolog (gene CUNH11orf16). The coding region runs from base 2554 to 4335 and encodes 593 amino acids. The transcript is spliced from 6 exons. The record is from RefSeq and is a predicted model, not a curated record. Lineage: Eukaryota; Metazoa; Chordata; Mammalia; Chiroptera; Vespertilionidae.